CAGACCGAGCAGCCUUCCACCAACGACCAAAGAGCCAUCCGCGCUCCAGAUACUGGCCAACUCACGGCCUACCAGCACUUCGCCAUGGCGCAAUUAUGCUUCUAGGGUUCAGUAGUUAACACCUACCGCAUGUCAGGCCCCGCGCAGUUUGCCAUAUGCAACCCGAGCUCUGAAUCCUAACUUCGCUCGCACAGAGCGCAAGUCCCUCACCACACUAGGCGCCCUAACAAGCCCCUCCCAUCCAUGUGGGGGUCGCCCCCGCCGGCUCGGGGAGGCACGGUAGCGUCUGGCCGCAGCGCAGGCCAGUUCUCAUUCUACGUCAGCUGCGACAUCAACCUACCGGUGCGGAUCAAAGUUUCGGAGCUUCAGGGCCUCCUUCCAGCCUUCCGCAACCACCACCUUUCCCUCCCCGCCUCCCUUACUCCCGCCGCGGCCGGCCUGCUCCACAACCCAUCCCCCAAUGGCGCAGUAGCAAUUGGCCAUGACGCCACAUGCUCCGCUUCCACCUACAACCAAACCACCGUCAUCGCCACAACCAGCCGCAUCCUAGCAAACUGCAGCAACACCAACCCUCUUGGCAACAGCAAUAACAGCAGCAGCUCCUCUGGUGUCGCCACCAACACCAACACCACCAACAAUACCAACAGUGCAAGUUCCUUGUAUGUCACCGCCCGCAUAACCUCCUUCGGAGACACGCUAGGCCUAGAGGCGCAAACCGGUUUCGCCACCGCCAGGGCACCUCCGCCGCCACAUGCGCCCAACAAUGGAAACGCUGCCGGGGCCGUAGCUGGCGGCGGCGGCGAUAUCGUGGGUAUUGGCGGAGGUGGUGGGCUGGCGGCGGAGGCAGCCGUUGCCACGCUGGCGGGCAAUGGUGGCGGAGGAGGCGAGGGGUGCGACGAGUAUGAAGCUACGGCGCAGUGGGACGAAUGGCUCACUUUCUGCGUCAAGUACCGCGACCUCCCCUCUGACGCCCAGCUGGCUCUGUCCCUGUGGGAGGUGGCCCCGGGUCGCGGUCCGGCGCUGCUGGGCAGCUGCGUGAUGCGGCUCUUCAGCAAGCGCGGGCGGCUCAAGACGGGGCCGCAGCGGCUGAGGCUGUGGGAGGGGGUGCCGCCCUGCACCGCGCUGCCCUCCAGCACACCGGGGAAGGUCCCCCUGGCCCACCGCGAUCGGCUGGGUGUGUUGGAGCACUGGGUGGCUCGGCUGCAGCGGGGGGAGCUGGCGGCGGGGGGCGACUGGCUGGACGCACUCACACUGGGGGAGAUCCAGCGGUUGCGGCGGUUGGACCGAGCCGCCUGGCGCACCCGCCCCGAGCUGCGGCUCACGCUGCUGCUGCCGCUGUUCCCGCACCCCGUGCUGGCGUACCAACAUGUGUCGUACGCAGCUGCGGCGGCUGCAGGUGCUGCUGCGGGCGGGGCCGCAGGCGCAGGGACCAGCGGUAUGGCAGUGGCGGCUGCUGCGGCGGUGGCAGCCUCUGCGGGCAGGAAGGACGCAGCGAUGGGAGGCCUCCUCAUGUCUUCCCCAGAUCCCAGCGUCAGUGGGGGCGGUGGUACGGCGGCCGCUGCUGGCGCUGCUGCCGGGGGCGGCAUCAUCCGCUUGCUGGACCCGGAGGUGGGCCGUGACAACCUGGCGGAGCUGAAGGCGCAGAAGCUGGCUCGCGGGCUGCACGGGGGGGUGCUGGACCGGGACCUCAAGCCCAACAGCGAGGAGCGCAGGGCGCUGCAGGCCAUACUCAAGCUGCCUCCCAACAAGCCCCUCAACGGCGAGCAACGGGCGCUGCUGUGGCGCUUCCGAGCCUCACUCACGCAGGACAACCGCGCGCUCACCAAGUUUCUUCACUGUGUGGACUGGAGCGACAUGGAGGAGGCGAAGCAGGCUGCUGACCUGAUGCGGCAGUGGGCCCCCAUCAGCGCCGCGGACGCGCUGGAGCUGCUGUCGCCCGACUUCAGGGCGGCGGUGGUGCGGGAGCAUGCGGUGGCGGCGCUGCAGCACCACGACCCCGAGGAGCUGUCUCAGUACCUGCUGCAGCUGGUGCAGGCGCUGCGAUACCAGCAG
Molecule: messenger RNA, 2052 nt
Organism: Astrephomene gubernaculifera
Lineage: Eukaryota; Viridiplantae; Chlorophyta; Chlorophyceae; Chlamydomonadales; Astrephomenaceae
Source: the annotation of a GenBank genome assembly